This is a messenger RNA of Papaver somniferum (opium poppy), 2827 nucleotides long. Its product is annotated as two-component response regulator-like APRR2. Gene Ontology annotation, cellular component: nucleus. Bases 552 to 2273 code for a protein of 573 amino acids. Gene Ontology annotation, biological process: positive regulation of DNA-templated transcription; phosphorelay signal transduction system. Gene Ontology annotation, molecular function: transcription cis-regulatory region binding; DNA-binding transcription factor activity. The transcript is spliced from 12 exons. Lineage: Eukaryota; Viridiplantae; Streptophyta; Magnoliopsida; Ranunculales; Papaveraceae. The record is from RefSeq and is a predicted model, not a curated record.
AACUCAAAAAUCAUGCACCAGAAUCCAUAAUCUAUGGGUGAGGAGAAUGGUUUUAUUUGCAUUCCAUCAGGACUUCGUUGAAAAAUGUGUAAAAGUUUUUGUUGACCUUUUAGAUUCAGAGAGAAGCUUUCCAGAUUAUGUGGUGCAGAGCUAAUGACAGUAAACUGUGCAUGGUUAUAUUACAAGUUAGAAUCUCUCUCUCUCCCUCUCUCUCGAUGAUUUCAUUUUAAAUUAAAGAUCUAAAGAGAAAAGGGAGAUCGUCUUCAUGCACAAAAGGUAGUAGCAAAGUCCAUAUCAGUGUUCCAUUUGUAACUAUUUCUUCGUGAUUACAUUUUGCAUUGAUUGAUAAAAAGAAGAAAAAAGCUAUCUUUCUUGCGGUAUAUUAAUAGCUCUUCAUAAGUUAACCUCUCUUCCAUCUAUUCUAGUGCUUCAAUCUUGGGUUACUCAAAAGAUAUAUUCCAUUUAGAGUCGAGUUCGAUGCAUGCAAGAGCUGAUUUCCUACGUUCAUCGAUGUGUUGAGAAAGGAUGAUAAAGCCGAACCAGCUGCUGAUAUGGUUUGUACAACUGAUGAUCUACUGGAAUGGAAAGAUUUCCCUAAAGGCCUUAGAAUUCUUCUCCUGGAUGAAGAUAUCCACUCCGCUGCCGAGAUAAAACUAAAGCUUGAACAAAUGGAUUAUAUCGUGUCUGCAUUCUGCGACGAAAAUGAGGCCAUGGAAGCACUUUCAAACAAAUGUGAGAGCUAUCACGUUGCGAUUGUCGAGGUCAGCACAGGGAAUAACCUUGGGAGUUUCAAGUUUUUAGAGAAUGCGAAGGACUUGCCCACCAUCAUGAUUUCAAGCACUCAUUGUGUAAGUACAACUAUGAAAUGCAUUGCGUGUUUUUCAAAUUUUCAGCUUGGUGCAGCUGAGUUUCUUCAAAAGCCACUAUCAGAAGAGAAACUAAGAAACAUAUGGCAGCAUGUUGUUCAUAAGGCCUUCAAUGCAGGCGAACAUUCUCUCUCAAAAAUGUUGAAUCCCACAAAAGAAACCAUACCUCCUGUUCUUCAACUUCCAGUAGAGAAAGACGAAAGCAAGGUUCAGACAUCGUUGGUAGAAAUAGAGGAUUUAACCAGAAGGCAUGAGCUCCAUCAUGACCUGUCAACCGCCAGCGAUAAAUUUCCUGCACCAUCAACUCCACAGUUGAAGCAAUCUGGAAGAUUAUUAGGAGAGAGCGAGUGCCAAGAACAACCAAAUUGCCCCGUAGAGAAAGAUCCAAUGGACCAUGAUGGGGAUGCAAAAUCUGUCGAAAAUUCAUGUAAUAUUUCAAUAGAAAAUAUUACGGCUAAGGUAGAUAGUUCAUCAAUGCUCGUUAAUGAUUCGAUCAAAGAAGUAGGUUCAACUAGUGGUUCCAAGUCCCCAAACCACUUACGUCCUGAACAAAAAAGUAAAGACAGCAUAAUAAACUCCAAGGUAGAGGCAGGAAAUCCAAAGAAGGCUUCUACUUCAAAUCAAAAUUCAUAUGUUACCAGAGCUAGUAGAAAGAAGAUGAAGGUGGACUGGACACAAGAUUUGCAUAAGCGGUUUGUGAAGGCAGUUGAGCAACUAGGCGUCGACCAAGCAAUCCCUUCCCGUAUUCUUGAGUUGAUGAAAGUUGAAGGAUUGACACGACACAAUGUAGCAAGUCACCUUCAAAAGUAUAGAUUGAACAGAAGACACAUUUUGCCCAAGGAAGAAGAUAGGAGAUGGCACCAUCCAAAAGACAACAGACAUUCCACACCGAGGAGCAAUUAUCAGCAACACAAACCCAUCAUGGCAUACCCUUCUUAUCCUCCUUCAAGUCACCCAAUCUGUCAUGUGUGGGGCCAUCCUAUUAGUCACUUACCUCCUCCUACAGCUCAAACGUGGGGUCAUCCUAGCUUUCCCGCGUGGCAGACUCCCGAAAAUUGGCAAUGGAAAACAUUUCAUGGGAUGCAUGUGGAUGCAUGGGGUUGUCCUGUGAUGCCACCAUCUCAAAAUCCUAAUUUUACCAUUCCUCAAAUGCAGAACAAUGCCUCAGCAGGUUAUCAAAGUUUACUAGACACUACAUUUGAAGAUAGCAGCAGAAUGGCUAUGAUUGAAUCUAAUCAACUGGCGGAGGAAGUAAUUGACAAAGCUGUGAAAGAGGCAGUAGAUAUGCCAUGGCUACCUUUGCCAUUAGGUCUGAAACCUCCAUCAACAGAGAGUGUUCUUUUCGAGCUACAAAGACAGGGCAUCUCCAUCAUUCCUCCUCAAAACCCUAACACGAUGUGGCAGUGAUACGACUCCACGUGAAGUUUUAUCGUGAUCCUGUCCAUCGCGUGUAGACAAGAUUAGAGUACAGUAGAUUAUCUACCGUUGAGGAUGAGUCAUGUAAAUGCUUUUUCAGCCAGAUUUGAAACUUGUGGUUCUUAAUAAAUGGUCGUAAGGGCCCACUGAGUCGAUCAGAAAUUCAGUUUUGUCGCUUUCAUGUUUGAGAUGUCGAGGGAUGAGGUUGGAUGGACCUAAUGCUGUUUGUCCGGGAAUCGAAAAAUUCUGUACGUGGCAGGGAGAUACGGUGAGUUGGCUUGAAAAGAGAAAAACAUCGUAGGAAUAGGCAGGGCCCUUCAGACUGUUUCAAAGUUAUCCCGCACUUAUUUUUCCAAGUAGACUCUGUGAACAGCGUUUCGUUGUUGAGGUCUCCAGUCUAGUUGCUCACUGGAUUGUAAUAGAAUCCUAUAUUAUUGGGCUUAAAAAGGCUUGGUUUUUUGGGGCUAUAUAGGGUCACCAAAUAUUAAUAGUGAACAUCCCCUAUCCAAAUAUUUAUAGAAUAUUAAUAAACUUGAUUAACAUCA